Solea solea (common sole) is the source of this 1650-nucleotide messenger RNA. RefSeq names its product synaptobrevin-like 1 (gene vamp7). The transcript is spliced from 8 exons. The record is from RefSeq and is a predicted model, not a curated record. Gene Ontology annotation, cellular component: membrane; SNARE complex. Bases 192 to 851 code for a protein of 219 amino acids. Lineage: Eukaryota; Metazoa; Chordata; Actinopteri; Pleuronectiformes; Soleidae. Gene Ontology annotation, biological process: exocytosis; vesicle fusion. Gene Ontology annotation, molecular function: SNAP receptor activity; SNARE binding.
CCCAGCAGCAGAUCGUUAACUGGUUUCCGGUCUGAAGGGCUAGCUGAUUUACAUUAGCAGAAGUCAGUCGGAACGGAUUAGCUAGCUCGCUAGCAUCUGAAACGUCUUUAGAUGCGGGAGUUUCCGCUAAAUUAGCUCCUGUGUAUAGCGCACUUUGAGCAAGUGUUCGAGCUGAAAGCCCAUCGGUUGCCAUGGCAAUCCUUUUUGCUGUGGUGGCUCGAGGAACCACCAUCCUGGCCAAGAAUGCAUGGUGUGGUGGGAACUUCCUGGAAGUAACUGAACAGAUCUUGGCCAAAAUCCCCUCUGAGAAUAACAAACUGACCUACAGCCAUGGCAGCUAUCUCUUUCAUUACAUCUGCCAUGACAGAAUCAUAUACCUGUGUAUUACCGAUGAUGAUUUUGAGAGAUCACGUGCAUUCAGCUUCCUCAGCGAAGUCAAGAAGCGUUUUCAGACUACAUAUGGGUCUCGAGCUCAAACUGCUCUGCCCUACGCAAUGAACAGUGAGUUCUCCUCAGCACUGGCAGCUCAAAUGAAACACCACUCAGACCCACGGGGUUCAGAUCGUGUCACGGAAAGUCAGAUGCAAGUGGAUGACCUGAAGGGCAUUAUGGUCCGCAACAUAGAUUUAGUAGCUCAGAGAGGAGAGAAGCUGGAGCUGCUGAUUGACAAGACUGAAAAUCUAGUCGAUUCAUCAGUCACAUUUAAGACCACAAGUCGUAACCUUGCUCGAGCCAUGUGUAUGAAGAACCUCAAGCUGACUGUGGUCAUUGUGCUGGUGUGCCUGGUUGUCCUUUACACUAUUGUCUCUGUUGCCUGUGGAGGCCUCAGCUGGCCCAGUUGUGUCAAAUGAGUGGAGAGCAUGCGAGAGAUAAGGAUGAGGGGGAGAAGCACCUGUACAACUCUGCCUGCCAAUGGACACAAAAAGAAACACUGCUCUCAUUGCUUUACUCCUUAAGCUUCAACAUCAUUGGAAGACAUGUGAAGCUGCACCUCCGACUGCAUCUUUCCUUGACCCUUCUUUGAUAGUGUGCACAUUUACUUGCUUGCUGGAGAGGGAGUCCCACUUCAUACCCACACUAAUCAGCAGUGUGACCCAAAACUGAUGUGGAACAAUAAUCCAAUAGUCUUAUUCUAGUCUGGUACAUUCAUCCUCCCCUUUACACUUAGUGGCCUCAUGUAUCAAUUUGUGAUACUGUCCUGCACACGUUUAUGUAAUGAAUCACUUCAGACUAAAACCUGUGUGAACCACAAACACAACACAGACUAUUUAACACAACAGAUGGAGUAUAUGGAUUGCCUGGUUUACAUUAUAUUUAAUACAAAGCACAGCAGUGUCAUUGAAAGUGGAUGUAUAACACUUCUGCAGAUAAGACCAUCACAAAAAUAAUGUACAAUUGUACAUUGGAUUGAUAAUAUUGAUUCCAAGACUUAAUCACAUGUUUAAAUUGAAAGAUCUCCUUGUCUUUCAUGCCUGUGGAUUUCAUUGAAGACUUGAUUUUGCCUUUUACCUCUAGUUUGCCCAUAUGUCUCAGUGCACUUUUACUACAUUGUACAUACAUUUUGCUUCUUGGCAUCAUAUAGUUUAUAAUCAUGUAAUUAUUUAAUUAUUGUACAUUCAGAUUUGAAAUAAUAAACUCUCAUGGUAUCAA